CGCGGCUGUUCUGUCGAACAGGCAUACAGCAAUGGCCGGAACUUCUGGCAGCGGUUCGGUGGCAGAGUCGCUGCUGCCUGAAAGCAAUACAUGUUGUGGUGGCCUGAAACGUGAUUUUAGAAAAUGGAUUCAAUGGAGGAAUCCCAGUGGAAGCAUAGGGAACCGCUUGCCGUGGCAAUUCCUAUGCUCUGUGCUCUUGAUUCUUGAGAUGAUCCCCUACUUCAUUUGUGUCAAGCACUCUUGGGUGCUCUGCGUUAUGGGCGGUUUUUUUGUCAUCAAGGCAAUGGUUGAAGUCUGGGGGCAACAGACACCAACUUGGAUCGUUCCAGGGACUUGCUGCAUGCUAGUUGUGGUGUACACCCUCAUCAUCCCAACCGUUGCCUAUAUGUACGGCUACUGCACCAUGGCAUCCGACAUCCACUUCCAGGGCCGCGACAUGGUGGCCCUGGUCCUCUACUUUGGUGGCUCCCUCUUCUCGUUGGCAUAUGAGGUGGGUCGAUUCCGCUGGAAGGCCCAAGCGGAAAAUAAGGGCGGGCUCCAUACAGUAGGACUGGCAGCUUGGUGCAUUCAUCCCAACUAUUUGGGCGAUCUCUUCACCUACACUGGCUGGGCUUUAGCUUGUGGUACCACUUGCGCUGUCAGCAUACCCAUCCUUAUGAUUUGGACCUUUGUCCUCUUUGUGGUGCCGAAUUCGGAUUUCUACUUGGCAGAGCGGUACCCGGUGGAGUUUCCAGCUUAUGCUCAGAAGACGGCCACUCUGAUUCCUGGGCUUCGUUCGAAGGUGCUUAGUCAGAUCCUGGCAUGGACUUGCUUGAUGACUUCGGUCUACUUAUUUUGUUAUGCUUGUCCCGGACCAUGUGGAUACUAGACUUUAGGCGCCCUUGGCCAAAGUUGCCAACUUUUAGGUCUUAGGUGAAUUGAAGUUGACGGUGAUGAAA
Cladocopium goreaui is the source of this 938-nucleotide messenger RNA. The record is from the annotation of a GenBank genome assembly. Lineage: Eukaryota; Dinophyceae; Suessiales; Symbiodiniaceae.